Messenger RNA from Salpingoeca rosetta, 1131 nucleotides. RefSeq names its product valve cells defective protein 1. The record is from RefSeq and is a predicted model, not a curated record. Gene Ontology annotation, cellular component: nucleus; cytoplasm. Bases 79 to 1131 code for a protein of 350 amino acids. NCBI's taxonomy places the organism in Eukaryota, Choanoflagellata, Craspedida, Salpingoecidae. The transcript has 12 exons. Gene Ontology annotation, molecular function: P-TEFb complex binding; histone H4R3 demethylase activity. Gene Ontology annotation, biological process: phagocytosis.
CGACACACGACAGAUAAAAAUAUUGUGGCACACACAAGACCACAUACGCAACCAGCAGCAGCAAAACAACGCACGAAGAUGGAGAACGCGCAACGUGGUGGGUCGGCUGCACGCGACAACAGCAGCAGCAGCAGCAGCAGCAGGAAGCACAACAGCGCCACCGCCAACAGCAACGAGGAUGGAAGGACGCGGGUGGCGUCGUCAACGAGGUCGUCGGCGUCUUCCUCCGUUUCAUCGGCAACCCGAUCCUCGUCGUCAGACAAGUGGAGACGCAAGGCCAAGAAGGCCAAGCGCAAGUGCCGCACAGAGAUUAGCACCAAGCAGUGGUCGCAUCACAAGUAUGCUGACCGCGACGACUUGCUCAAACCAACACUGGAAUCGCCCAUCGACGUCAUUGACUACGAUUCCGUCUCAGUGGAGGAGUUUCAGGAGAAGUAUGAACGGGCAGCUCGCCCUGUGCUCAUUCGGGGUUGCGUAAGCAAGUGGCCAGCUGUUCGUCGGUGGACAUUUGAGCGGCUGCUGAAGAAGUAUGGCGAUGACAAGUUCAAGUGCGGCGAGGACGAUGACGGGUACGCGGUGAAGAUGAAGCUCAAGUACUACUUCCAAUACCUUCAGAACAACAGGGACGACAGCCCGCUGUAUGUAUUUGAUACGAGUUUUGCAGACAAGCCAGGCAAGGAGUCGCUCGCAAGGGAUUACGAGGUUCCAAAGUACUUCAAGGACGAUUUGUUUCAAUACGCGCCGUAUGACCGCCGCCCACCGCACCGGUGGUUUGUGAUUGGGCCGAAGCGGAGCGGGACGGAUAUGCACAUCGACCCGCUUGCAACCGCCGCCUGGAACGCCCUCGUGCACGGCAAGAAGAGGUGGGUCGUGUUCCCACCCCAUGUCGCCAAGGCUGAUGUCCGUGCCAGGUCCAAGGAAACCGACGGAGAGGCCAUCACAUGGCCAUGCCUGAAGUGCACCAAGUGCAACCGCACUCUUGCCAAUGGCAGCUUCCUUGAGCACGAGGGCAAGCCGUACUGCGAGAAGCCUUGCUACCAGGCCCUCUUUGGUGCCCAGGGCUACGGUCGUGGCGGCACUGAGUCCCACAAGGACUUUGGAAGCAAGGACUCCACCCUCCUUCCCAAGUGA